Messenger RNA from Astrephomene gubernaculifera, 369 nucleotides. The record is from the annotation of a GenBank genome assembly. Lineage: Eukaryota; Viridiplantae; Chlorophyta; Chlorophyceae; Chlamydomonadales; Astrephomenaceae.
GGCGUGCACAAGGUGUUUGGCUAUCUGAAAACGGAGCUGGAGGGUGGCAACGUGAGCCUGCUCAUGCCUCCGCCCUUCAGUCAGCGCCACAACAGCUACCUGCAGCGCUAUGCAGAGGGCGGCGAGCCGCGCGUCCUAGACACCGUACGGGAGGUGCUUGGGCUGCACAAGGAGCGCUACGUGUUUCCCGUAACGUUGUGUGUAACCAAGAUGAGCGGUUCUGGAGCUGACAGUAUCUUCCUAGGCGUGGCUCGUCCCAUGGUCCCAAACUUCCUCAUCAUUCGCGCCUGGGUGGCGCCCAACGGUGUCUUCCUGUGCGGUGACCAGCACUUCGCAUCCAUGUGCGGCAUCACGGAGAAUGAACUGGUG